GGGGCGUGGCCACCGGGGCGGGUCCCCGGGGGUCCCGGCACGGCGCCGUCAUGGCGGGGGUGUUCGACAUCGACCUGGAGACCGAGGAGGGCAGCGACGGGGACGAGCCCGAGCUGGGCGCCGAGAUGGAGCUGGAGCCCCGGGGGAACGGCCUGGAGCCGGUGGGACACUACGAAGAGAUCGAGAUUUCCGAGAGCAGCGUCAACAACGGCCCCGAGCACAUCGGCCCCCACUGCUUCGAGCUGCUCCGGGUCCUGGGCAAGGGUGGCUACGGCAAGGUGUUCCAGGUGCGCAAAGUGCAGGGCACCAACACGGGGAAGAUCUUUGCCAUGAAGGUCCUGAAGAAGGCCAAGAUCGCCUGCAACGCCAAGGACACAGCGCACACCCGGGCGGAGAGGAACAUCCUGGAGGCCGUCAAGCACCCCUUCAUCGUCGACCUCAUCUACGCCUUCCAGACGGGCGGCAAGCUCUACCUCAUCCUGGAGUGCCUCAGCGGUGGAGAGCUCUUCAUGCAGCUGGAGCGGGAAGGAAUCUUCCUGGAGGACACUGCCUGUUUCUACCUGAGCGAGAUCACGCUGGCGCUGGGUCACCUGCACUCCCACGGGAUCAUCUACCGGGAUCUUAAGCCAGAGAAUAUAAUGCUCAACAGCCAAGGUCACAUCAAGCUGACAGACUUCGGGCUGUGCAAGGAGUCCAUCCACGACGGAGCUGUCACCCACACCUUCUGCGGCACCAUCGAGUACAUGGCCCCCGAGAUCCUGGUGCGGAGCGGGCACAACCGGGCGGUGGACUGGUGGAGCCUGGGUGCCCUGAUGUACGACAUGCUCACCGGAUCGCCACCGUUCACCGCCGAGAACCGCAAGAAGACCAUCGACAAGAUCCUCAAGGGAAAGCUGGUGCUGCCGCCCUACCUGACACCCGACGCUCAUGACCUCCUCAAGAAGUUCCUCAAGCGGAACCCCAGCCAGCGGGUCGGGGGUGGCCCCGGUGACGCAGCCGAUGUGCAGAAACAGCCCUUCUUCCGCCACAUCAACUGGGAGGACCUGCUGGCACGCAGGCUGGACCCCCCCUUCAAACCCUGCCUGCAGUCGGAGGAGGACGUGAGCCAGUUCGACACCCGCUUCACCCGCCAGACCCCCGUGGAUAGCCCCGACGAUGCUGCCAUCAGCGAGAGCGCCAACCAGGCCUUCCUGGGCUUCACCUACGUGGCCCCCUCGGUGCUGGAGAGCAUCAAGGAGGGGUUCUCCUUCCAGCCCAAGGUGCGCUCCCCCCGGCGCCUCAACAGCAGCCCCCGCACCCCCGUCAGCCCUGUGAAGUUCUCCCCCUUCGAGGCGUUCAAGCCGGUGGCUCCAGGAGACCCCAUGGAUUUAGGGCCCCCCCAACCCCCCCCGCCCGAGGGCACGGCCCCCCUGCCCAUCAAACCCUCGGGGGGGGCCAAGAAGCAGAAGGGGGGCCGGGGGCGGGUGCCCAGGUAG
Corvus hawaiiensis (hawaiian crow) is the source of this 1475-nucleotide messenger RNA. RefSeq names its product ribosomal protein S6 kinase B2 (gene RPS6KB2). Bases 51 to 1475 code for a protein of 474 amino acids. Gene Ontology annotation, biological process: protein phosphorylation; signal transduction. Gene Ontology annotation, molecular function: protein serine/threonine kinase activity; ATP binding. The record is from RefSeq and is a predicted model, not a curated record. Lineage: Eukaryota; Metazoa; Chordata; Aves; Passeriformes; Corvidae. The transcript has 15 exons.